Messenger RNA from Mauremys mutica (yellowpond turtle), 3962 nucleotides. RefSeq names its product signal peptide, CUB domain and EGF like domain containing 1 (gene SCUBE1). The coding region runs from base 77 to 3184 and encodes 1035 amino acids. The record is from RefSeq and is a predicted model, not a curated record. The transcript has 24 exons. Gene Ontology annotation, molecular function: calcium ion binding. NCBI's taxonomy places the organism in Eukaryota, Metazoa, Chordata, Testudines, Geoemydidae. Gene Ontology annotation, cellular component: cell surface. Gene Ontology annotation, biological process: signal transduction.
CCGGCUCCCCUCUGCCAGUCCCAAGCGCGUCUCUUAUCAAAGAAACACACCAACUGCAUUGAAUCAUAACAUUAUCAUGCGGACUGUUUCUUUUUCAUGGCACUUUUGUUUGUUUUUCGCUCUCUUAUUUACUGGCAGGUUUGCGGGAGGCAAUGGGGUCCCAGAUGCUGAUGAAUGUGCCGAAGGGACAGACGACUGCCACAUUGAUGCAAUAUGUCAAAAUACACCUAAAUCUUACAAAUGCAUCUGUAAACCGGGUUAUAAAGGAGAAGGGAAACAAUGUGAAGAUAUUGACGAGUGUGAAAAUGACUUCUACAAUGGGGGUUGUGUCCAUGAGUGCAUCAACAUUCCAGGCAACUACAGGUGCACGUGCUAUGAUGGGUUCAUGUUGGCCCAUGACGGUCACAACUGUCUUGACGUUGAUGAGUGUCUGGAUAACAAUGGAGGAUGCCAACAGAUUUGUGUAAACACAAUGGGCAGCUAUGAGUGUCAAUGCAAGGAGGGUUUUUUCCUCAGUGAUAACCAGCAUACCUGUAUUCACCGCUCCAAUGAGGGUAUGAACUGUAUGAACAAAGAUCACGGGUGUGCACAUAUCUGCCGGGAGACGCCCAAAGGUGGGGUUGCCUGUGAAUGUAGGCCUGGCUUUGAGCUUGCCAAAAACCAGAAGGACUGCAAAUUAACCUGUAACUAUGGAAAUGGAGGCUGCCAACACACCUGUGAUGACACAGAUACUGGUCCUGUGUGUGGUUGUCAUCAGAAGUAUGCCCUGCACUCAGAUGGCCGAACAUGCAUCGAGAAGGAUGAGGCUGCAAUUGAGAGUUCUGAGUACAAUGCCACGUCAGUAGCUGAUGUGGACAAGAGGGUGAAACGGCGGCUACUUAUGGGACAACAUCUUGAUAUGCAGGACCCAUGUAUAUUCCUUAACAUAACUGGAGAAACAUGUGCUGUCAAUAACGGAGGCUGUGAUCGUACUUGCAAGGAUACGGCGACAGGGGUACGUUGCAGUUGCCCAGUUGGAUUUACCCUGCAGCCUGAUGGGAAAACAUGCAAAGACAUUGACGAGUGCUUGGUAAACAAUGGUGGCUGUGACCAUUUCUGCCGAAAUACUGUUGGUAGCUUUGAAUGCAGCUGCCAGAAGGGCUAUAAACUACUAACAGAUGAACGAACCUGCCAAGAUAUAGAUGAGUGCUCAUUCGAAAGGACUUGUGACCAUACCUGCAUCAACUACCCAGGAAGUUUCGAAUGUCUCUGUCACAAAGGCUACACCUUGUACGGCAUGACACACUGUGGAGAUGUUGAUGAAUGUAGCAUCAACAACGGUAGCUGCGACCAUGGGUGCAUUAAUACAAUGGGGAGCUAUGAGUGUGUCUGUCCACCUGGAAAGAAGCUUCACUGGAAUAAAAAGGACUGUGUUGAGAUGGUGAAAUGCCUCCCAAAUGCCAAACCAGCUCCUAAGGCUCAACUUGUCUGUAGUAAAUCAGGAGGAAUAGAGAGCUGCUUUUUGUCAUGCCCUUCCAAUACACUUUUUGUUCCAGAUUCAGAGAAUAGUUACACACUGAGCUGUGGAGUUCCAGUCCAGCAAGGCAAAGCCCAACAGAAACGCAACACAACACUUCCCAGUUGUGCAGAUUCAUUAGCCCCACCGAUCAAGCAGAAAGCUCGCUUUAAAAUUAAAGAUGCAAAGUGCCAUUUACGGCCUCGCAGCAAAGAAAAGAUUAAAGACAUUGGGAAGCAAGCUAUUAUAGGAGGUCAAUUCCCUUGUACAGACAACUGCCAGGUGACCUUUGUGAACCUCAAGUGUGAUUCCUCCAAGAAAAAACGUCGGGGCCGCAAGUCACCAUCGAAAGAAGUGUCCCAUAUCACUGCUGAAUUCGAAGUGGAGAUGAAGUCUGAGGAAGUCUCAGACACCUGUAACCUUGACUGUGUGCGGAAAAGGAUGGAGCAGAAGCUGCAAACUGCAAUCAAAACGUUGAGAAAAUCUAUUAACAAACAGCAAUUUUACAUUCAGUUUUCUGGGACAGAGUACGAAGUGGCUCAUAAGCCAGCUAAGGCUACUGAAGGACAUGAAGCAUGCAGUACAGGGCAAGUGCUGCAGGAUGGAAAAUGUGUUACCUGCAGCCUGGGAACCUAUUAUAGUGGAGAACAUAAUCAGUGCCUUCCUUGCUCACCAGGAACAUACCAAGACACAGAAGGUCAACUUACUUGUGAACCUUGCCCAAGUAACGACGGACAGGGAAUAGCAGGCGCACGGAAUGUGUCAGAAUGUGGAGGGCAGUGUUCUCCUGGGUAUUUCUCUUCAGACGGCUUUAAACCUUGUAGUGUGUGCUCUCUUGGUACAUAUCAACCUGAGCCAGGCAGGACCCUUUGUUUUCCAUGUGGCGGUGGGCUGGUGACAAAAUAUGAAGGCGCUGUUUCAUUUCAGGACUGUGAAACAAAAGUUCAUUGUUCUCCUGGUCACUACUACAAUUCCACAACACACAGAUGUAUUAGAUGUCCUGUUGGAACCUACCAGCCUGAAUUUGGUCAAAAUUACUGCAUUAGCUGCCCUGGGAAUACAAGUACAGAUUUUGAUGGCUCUACUAAUGUUACACACUGUAAAAACCAGCACUGUGGAGGGGAACUUGGAGAUUAUACAGGCUAUAUCGAGUCUCCCAAUUAUCCUGGUGAUUACCCAGCUAAUGUUGAAUGCAUUUGGAAUAUAAAUCCACCCCCGAAGAGGCGAAUACUCAUUGUGGUUCCUGAGAUAUUUCUUCCAAUUGAAGAUGAGUGUGGUGAUGUUUUAGUAAUGAGAAAAAGUGCCUCCCCUACGUCAAUUACCACAUAUGAAACAUGUCAGACGUAUGAGAGACCAAUAGCAUUUACCUCCAGAUCACGAAAGCUAUGGAUUCAGUUUAAAUCAAAUGAGGGAAACAGUGGCAAAGGAUUUCAAGUCCCAUAUGUGACAUACGAUGAGGAUUACCAACAGCUGAUAGAAGACAUUGUUCGAGAUGGACGACUAUAUGCAUCAGAAAAUCAUCAAGAAAUUCUAAAAGACAAGAAAUUGAUCAAAGCUCUCUUUGAUGUAUUGGCACAUCCUCAAAACUAUUUCAAGUACACAGCACAAGAGUCAAAGGAGAUGUUUCCACGAUCAUUUAUAAAGCUACUGCGAUCAAAAGUUUCCAGAUUUCUACGACCAUACAAAUAGCUUCUUAGUGAUAUUCAAUUUGGGGUUAUUUUGCAUUCCUGUCAAAUAUUGUAUUUUACUCCACAGUAGAAACAUUUGCUAAUUGGAAGGCUAUUUUUUGCAGUCUUUAUUUUCAAUUAUAUAUUGAAGAAUAACUAUAAUGUUUUAUAAUUGUUAAAAGCCAAUAUUCUGAAUGGGAUUUUUACUUCAAAGAAGAAUACUUGUGGAUCCUUGAGUGCAUCCAAUUGAAGAUCCAAAUUUGUGUCUGCACUAGUGUGUCUUCAUGUUUCAUUUGAAAAUGUUUGUUUUAGAAAAUAUAUUUUCUAAGCCUUUUUAUUUUCUAGCAAAAAUAGUUUUCUUCUAAGCAAAGAAGAAACCUAUUCAACCUGGUUAAACAAACUACCUGUUUUGUGAUAGAAAGGAGUAUGUAGCAUAAAUACUAUUUGGAUUUUGAAUUGCACUUGAACUUUAUAUUUGAAAUUUUAGAAGAAAGCAAAAAAAAAUCUAAAUUUUGUUAUUUCCCAUUUGUGGUUUUGUGGAGACUUUGUUCUAGUAUAAACCACAAAAAAAAGGGGGAAAAAAAGGGGGAAAAAAGGAAAUGGAUGUAUAAUUUUGUUUUAUGGAUUAUACAAGAUUGAAUCCCAUGCCCUCUCUGUUUUAUCUGCCCUAUUAUAGCCUUCUUCAAAGGUCUACCAGUACUUGUCCUGCUGCGGAUACAGUCAUGGAAUUUUGUAUGCCAUUGGGUCUCUUUGAAGACUUUUACAAUAGGGUGGAUGAGAAACAAAGAAAAAAAAGUAGU